Magallana angulata is the source of this 3452-nucleotide messenger RNA. Its product is annotated as WD repeat-containing protein 37-like. Gene Ontology annotation, cellular component: preribosome, large subunit precursor. The record is from RefSeq and is a predicted model, not a curated record. The transcript has 13 exons. NCBI's taxonomy places the organism in Eukaryota, Metazoa, Mollusca, Bivalvia, Ostreida, Ostreidae. Gene Ontology annotation, molecular function: protein binding. The coding region runs from base 141 to 1625 and encodes 494 amino acids.
AAAACAAUUCGGAAAAAUUACUUUUGAUCGUUUUCGUUUUUAGUUUAGUUGCCCGCCUUGAAUUACCGGUUGGAUUUACUCAAUUAAAUUAAUGAACAUGGAAUGAACUUCGAGCAUAAAGCAAACUAAGGUUGCUUACAAUGCCACUGGAUAAUAACAAACCAGUCUCUAAGACCAAGGGGUCGAGGAGAAGAAAUCAGGCAAAUGAGGAAGUAUCGUCUCCUCCAAUGCUGAGGUUUGAUUCUGACGUAGAUAUCAUGCCUCCACAUUUAAGGAAAAGACUACAUGAUCUGUUUGGACAGAUUGAAAAGGAAUUUGAAAAUCUCUAUGCUGAAAACCUUGCAUUACAAGAGAGACUUGAUGCCCAGACUGAGAGAGUAGAAGCCACAAACAGGGAGCCCAAUUCUAUGGACAAUACCGACACUUCUGAUGUCAAUCUCAAACCCAAGCGAUCGGGACAUGAUAUCAUCAGACAAGCUUCUGCAGCUAGUCAGAUUUCCCAGAAAAUCAAGACUACAUACAAGGCAUCUACGAGCAAGUUUGUCUCCAGUUUUCGGAACUCAUCACUCUUGUUUUCGGUGGUCAGGAAAUUUGAGGGUCACAGAGAUGGGAUCUGGGAGGUGAUGGUGUCACGGGCCAGCCACCCAGGACAACAGGUGCUUGGAACCGCCUCAGCUGACCACUCAGCCAGAAUCUGGUCUAUACAGACCCAGCAAUGUGCACUGCAGUAUUUGGGUCAUCAAGGGUCAGUGAACUCUAUAAGGUUCCACCCCGAGAGAGAACUGGCCUUGACCUCAUCAGGGGACCGCACAGCUCACAUCUGGGGGGCACAUGUCACCCUCCCUGAAUCAAGCAAGAGAUUUGGGCGUGCAGUCUCUGUUGAUGAUGAUGUUGACAACUCUGAAAAAGAGGAGCAACAAGAAGCUGAGAGUGUGGAGCAGGCUUGGGAAGCCGCCACACUAAGGACACCCUCUAUGGAGCUGACCGGACACACUGGGGUGGUGGUAGCAGCUGAUUGGAUGAUGGAGGGAAACCAGGUCAUCACAGCAUCAUGGGAUAGAACUGCCAUCUUGUUUGAUGCUGAAACUGGUGACCAAAUCACAUGUCUCACAGGUCAUGACCAGGAGUUGACCGACGUAAGGGCCCACCACUCCCAGAGACUGGUGGUCACUUCCUCCAAGGACACGACCUUCAGACUGUGGGAUUUCCGCAGUCCCAGCAUGCAGGUCAAUGUGUGUCAAGGACAUAAUCAGCCGGUCACCAGUGCGUUGUUUGCGGGGUCAGAUAAGGUGGUAUCCGGGAGUGACGAUCGCACGGUGAAGGUGUGGGAUGUGAAGAACAUGAGGUCCCCACUGGCCGCCAUUAGAAUCGACUCCUCUGUCAACAGACUGGCAGUUUCAUCCAGUCAGAGUUUGAUAGCAAUACCCCACGACAACAGACACAUUCGGAUCUAUGACAUUAAUGGGAAUCGUAUCGGCCGACUUCCCAGGAGUAAUAGACAGGGUCACAGUAAGAUGGUGACCUCGGUGGCGUGGACAGAGGACCACCCCGUGUGUAACCUCUUCUCCUGCGGCUUUGAUAGAAAGGUGCUGGGCUGGAAUAUCAACCUGAGGGAGAAGGACUGAGUACACAUGUACCAAGACACAAACUUCCUCGUCGGUUGUCUCUGACUUUUUUGUGUGGUUACAAAGAAGAAAUAUUUACUAGAUUUGUGCUUAAAAAGUGUCAUCUACAAUAUUUAUUGGUUGUUGUAUGAUUAAUAUAAUUCUGUGCAAUAUUAGUAUUUAAGACAUAAUGAAAUGAAAUAGUCAAUAUGAAUUGAUUUUAUCAGCUUUUCUCCUAAUCUACAUGUAUAUAUCCUCAUUGCAGUAAGAAUUAGAAUUUUUAGUGUUGAGUUGUCAUAUAUGAAGACAUAACGCUGCAAAAUUGACAGUGAUACUUACACGUGUCUAAUGAGAUUGCUUCUGUUGCAAUAAAACUCCCUGUUCUUUCAAUUUUGGGAUGUAGACUAGACUUGAUUAUUAUUUGUUUGUUGAAAAAAUUGCUUUGAUACAAAUUUUCAAGAAAUAUUUCGAUUACUAAUACAUUUUGCAUCAUAGAGUUUGAUGGCGUUAAGGUGAGAUUUGUGGUAAUAGGUAUAUAUAUAUAGGUAUAUAUAUAUUCCAACCAGCGUUCAUGUAACACCAACCACCCUUCAUUUCAGAUAUGAUGUUAAGAUUUAUAUAAAAUGUAAUAAUUGAUUUCAGGUUUUUCUUUAUUUCGCGCUGUUUUAUAACAAUAUAUAUCUGGUAUAAAUAAAUAUUGUUUAGAAACACCAGAUUACACUUAUACUAAGAUAAGUUUUUCCUGAAAUCAGUGGACUUGGAAAGGUUUCAAUGAAGAUAAUUUUUUUUACAUGGAAGAAGUCCAAAAAUUUUACUUUUGUUGCAUUUUAUUUGAUUUUUAAAAAGUUCAUAAGAAUUUAAUAAAAAUGAAUCAUGAUAUGUAGUGACUUUUUAAAAAUAUGUUAAGCCUAAAUAACCCCAUACUAGUCACGUAUAAAAUGUACUUUGCACGAAAUUAUUCACAUUUCAUUGAAAUGACAAUUUGAAAUCUAUUGUGGUUAUUAAAUGGGUCUGGCCAAAAUAUUUGAAUUUUAUAAUAGAAAAAAUUUGAUUAACAGAAUAGUAUUUAAUGUGUGUAAUUCCUAAAAAUAAAAUGUAAAUGCAAACCGCAAACCUUACCUUAAUUCUAUUUUAAAAUAUUACACAAAUCGAUUCAUAUGGGGUUUUCCGUAUGAAGCUCAGAAUUCCUGUUGGAAAAGCCCGAGAAUUCAUAUUGGAAAAAAUGCAAAUAAAGCUUAGAAACUACUUGCUUUGCGAAAAUACAUAUUAGAUAAAAUUUUUUAAAAAAUCAACUACCAUCAGUACUUAAAUACUUUGAUUAAAUAGUUUGGGAAAUGCUGAUAACGGAUACUUAAUUCUCGAAAGAAAAUAUAUACAUGUAUAGUAACUGUAGUAGAAUUUGCAUGUUUUCAUUUCAUGUAAUCGAAAAUUCAUUUAUUUACUGAACAGCCAGCCUUUAUAUGGUUCUACUUACAAGUUAUUAUAUAUUUCUUAUUACAAAUGUAAAUGCAUGUAUAUAUAUAUAUACAAAAUAAGUGGAUGUACAUAUACUAUAUGUAUAUAUAUUCGGCUAAUAUUAGCUUCUAUGAUUAGAGACAUUCUAAGGACUUUUUAAAAAAGCUAAUAUUGUUAUAACAAUCUGUUUAUACAUCAUUUAUAUGUAGCAUCAUAUUUUGUUUGACUGAACAAUUUGAACACCUCAUAAUAUAUACUUGAUGUAACCGUUGUACAAAUAGUUUUAGACUUGUCAGAUAAUAGAAUCAAGUUCAGUCAAAACUGAAUAUAAAAAGACGUGCAUAGAUUAAUGAGAACGUUGACUUGUCCAUUAAAUAAUACCCAUGCUCUGUG